UUCGAAAAAGCUCAAUUGCCUCAAUUCAAUGCCUACUUAUCAAGAUGGUCACAAUAUAAUUUGAAAUCGAUAAGACGACGACUCGCCGCAGUUUCACACGAAUCAACGUGAAUCAGUUGGAAACUAACAGUGAACCAGAACCAUGGAUUUCUACUAUUUGCCGGGAUCGGCUCCGUGUCGGGCAGUGCAGAUGACCGCGGCUGCCGUUGGCGUUGAACUGAAUCCCAAACUCGUGAAUCUGAUGAAUGGUGAUCAGCUGAAACCGGAAUUUCUUAAGCUAAAUCCUCAACACUGUCUACCAACGCUAGUGGACGGAGACUUCGUCUCGUGGGAGUCACGUGCCAUCGCCAUCUAUCUGGUGGAACAAUACGGCAAGGAUGAUCGACUGUACCCGACGGAACCCCGUCGCCGAGCCGUGGUGAAUCAACGGCUGUUCUUCGAUGCCACUGUACUGUAUCCACGCUUCGCGGAGAUAUUCUAUCCAGGGAUGAGACUUACGAAGGAAUUGGAGAAGUUGGAUCAGGCGGUGGCGUUGUUGGACAAGUUUCUGGACGGGAAAGAGUUCGUAGCAGGCGGGGAUAGUUUGACGGUGGCUGACAUAAGCAUCCUGGCUACCGUGACGACGUUCGACGUAGCAGGCUAUGACUUGGAGAAGUAUGGGAAUGUUUACGGGUGGUACAAGCGGCUCAGCGACGUCGUUCCCGGAUGGAAGGAGAACAGAAGGGGAGCCUUACAAGCCAUUUUGUAUCGAGAUUUCUUCCAGGUGUAUUACCCGAGAUACUUUGUUGGGGAGACGUCGGAGGUGAAUGAUUCGGAAGCAGUGGAGCUUCUCAAGUUUCUGGAUCAGUUUCUAGAUGGAAUGAAGUUUUUGACAGGCGACGCAAUAUCCUUCAUGGAUCAACAAGUGGUUCAGAUGAUUGAUAAAAUCCAGGCGCUAGAAGUUGUUGACAUGACUUCGUAUUCGAACGUUUUGAAAUGGGCGUCACAAAUCAGAUCUCUUACAAAGAAAUAAAGUCCUUCCUAAUGCUGCAAACUUUAGAGAUCCUGUUUCCUUCAGAAAGAAAUCUAGUUUAAAA
Messenger RNA from Aedes albopictus (Asian tiger mosquito), 1076 nucleotides. RefSeq names its product glutathione S-transferase 1-like. The coding region runs from base 143 to 1012 and encodes 289 amino acids. Gene Ontology annotation, molecular function: glutathione transferase activity. The transcript has 2 exons. The record is from RefSeq and is a predicted model, not a curated record. NCBI's taxonomy places the organism in Eukaryota, Metazoa, Arthropoda, Insecta, Diptera, Culicidae. Gene Ontology annotation, biological process: glutathione metabolic process.